UUUUUUUUUUUAUUAAAAGCUUACUUUAUUAUUAUUGUUUAUAUUUAUAUUUUUUUAUAAUUAAGUAAACAUAGUUUUAACUUAAUAGAAAUACUUCUUUUUCCCCUCCGAUUUUGAAGAAGAAAAAUAAAAUAUAAACAAAAAUGUCGUCCAAAGGGUCAAAAAUGGCAAAUAUAGUCAACUAUAGACUACGAAUUACUUUAUCUGAUUCGCGUGUCUUAACUGGUCAAAUGUUGGCUUUUGAUAAACAUAUGAAUCUCGUCUUAGCUGAUUGUGAAGAAUUUCGUAGAAUCAACAAAAACGCAAAAGACAAGUCAGCAGCUAAUCUCGAACAAAAAAGAACUUUAGGUCUUGUUAUUUUAAGAGGUGAAACUAUUGUCAGCAUGAGCAUCGAUGGUCCUCCACCACCAUCUACUGAUGACAUUAGAUCGAGAGCUCCUGGAUUAGCUGGUGGUGUUGGUAUAGGAAGACCUAUGGGACGUGGUUUACCUGCUGUUCCUCCACCAAUGGGUGCCCCUAUGGCUGGUCUUUCUGGUCCUGUACGUGGUGUUGGUGGUCCUGCACCUGGCGCAAUGCAACCUAGACCUGGAUAUCAAGGUGCUCCAGUCACAUAUGGUCGUCCUCCUAUGCCUCCACAAGGUUUCCGUCCCCCACCAGGUAUGCCACCUAUGGGCUUUAGACCUCCUCAUGGUAUGCCUCCUCCAGGCUUCCGUCCUGGCAUGCCUCCUCAAGGCUUCCCUCCAGCUGGUCGAGGUGCACCACCACCAGGAAUGUAUCAACGCCCUCCUCCUCCUCCUCCUCCUCAACAAUAAUUUGAUUAUUUUAAAUAAAAUGGUUCGACUGAUGAUUUUUAAACUGGAAAAAAGAAAAAGGCUUCUUUUGCACACUAAUAAAAUCAAUCACACCUUCUCUCUUUCUUUCUUUUUUUUUUCCCCUUUCCCCCUCCCCUAAUAACUCAUAAAUCCUAAAAGACGACAGUAAAAUACUUAUAUAAAAACAAUCUGUAAAUUGAUGCAUCCAUAUACGAAUGAUUUGAUAAAUAAAAUUAUGCCGAUCUUACGGAAAAAAGA
Messenger RNA from Cokeromyces recurvatus, 1070 nucleotides. RefSeq lists its product as uncharacterized. Gene Ontology annotation, biological process: mRNA splicing, via spliceosome. The coding region runs from base 144 to 812 and encodes 222 amino acids. Gene Ontology annotation, cellular component: U4 snRNP; U1 snRNP; U2-type prespliceosome. The transcript is spliced from 5 exons. Gene Ontology annotation, molecular function: RNA binding. Lineage: Eukaryota; Fungi; Mucoromycota; Mucoromycetes; Mucorales; Mucoraceae. The record is from RefSeq and is a predicted model, not a curated record.